AUGAUCGACCAAUCUCGCUCAAUGGAGUCCCGAGUAGGACGGAAAAACCAACGGUACGGAUCAAAAGGCGAAAGGCUCGUCGCAGGGGUAGUCCCCCUGUCAGCGGACAAGACUCGGGUCCUGAUGAUCCAGUCUGCGGGACGAGGCGGUUGGGUGCUCCCUAAAGGGGGUUGGGAGACUGACGAGGCAAAUGCCUCGCAGGCCGCCUGUCGGGAGGCCUGGGAAGAAGCCGGGGUAAUCUGCGCCGUGCAGCGAGAUCUGGGGAUGAUCCCAGACAUGCGGCCGUCGAAUCUUCUGACGGCCACUGCCCCGAAGGCCUCGUAUCACUUUUUCGAGGUCGCGGUCGAGCGGGAAGAGGAGCAGUGGCCUGAGAUGCACAAGCGAAAACGGCAGUGGGUUCCAUAUGCCCAAGCCGCUGCCUCGCUUGCCAGUCGUCCGGAAUUAUUGGAGGCGUUAAAUCGCAGCUCCCUGCGGAGGUAG
Messenger RNA from Aspergillus campestris IBT 28561, 480 nucleotides. Its product is annotated as NUDIX hydrolase. Gene Ontology annotation, cellular component: nucleus; cytoplasm. The coding region runs from base 1 to 480 and encodes 159 amino acids. Gene Ontology annotation, biological process: adenosine 5'-(hexahydrogen pentaphosphate) catabolic process; diadenosine pentaphosphate catabolic process; diphosphoinositol polyphosphate metabolic process. The record is from RefSeq and is a predicted model, not a curated record. Gene Ontology annotation, molecular function: endopolyphosphatase activity; bis(5'-adenosyl)-hexaphosphatase activity; bis(5'-adenosyl)-pentaphosphatase activity. NCBI's taxonomy places the organism in Eukaryota, Fungi, Ascomycota, Eurotiomycetes, Eurotiales, Aspergillaceae. The transcript is spliced from 2 exons.